UCCUUCAGAAAGAGGAUCCUAGAUGACAAAGGACAGAAGAAAGGGAAGUGUUCUUCACUUGCAUUCUGUCCCAGGAGUGUGGGAUCUCUCACAAAGCACAGGGAAAGGUUGACAGACCUGUGGUUCUGGGAGAAUGGGAGAACCUGUGCAAAUAGUGGUGUUUGUGAUGGCUUUCGUCACCUGCAACGCCCUCCUGGAUCUGACUGGUGUUCACCAGGUCCAGGGCACAUGGAUGGGAUCUGUCACUUUACCAUGUACCUACAUGCCCUCAGAUGGUUUCACACAGCAAACGCUCAUCUGGAGCAUGGAGAGAGACCACAGCACCUCCACCAUCUUUCGGAGGGACUAUUCCGGUGACCACAUCCUGCUGUCUCAGUUCCGAAACCGGGUCAGUGUCCCAAAGCACAGCCCAGGGAAUGCCUCACUCUUAAUUGAGAACCUUGAAAUCCCUGAUAGUGGACACUACACCUGUCAAGUCACCUGGAGGAGCAAAAAUAACAGUGUGAUCACAAGGGAGGUGACCACUGCGGUUAAAGUUGUCAAAGUGGCAGCAACCAAGCCCAUCAUCAGGGCUGGCGAACUGGGGCUCACAGUACCCGCAGGAGCCAGGACCAGCCUGACCUGUGUGGCCAGCGGGUCCCCCCCCAUCCGCUACCGCUGGUUCAGGGGCACCCCGGGAAGGAAAGCCCUGUUGCUGAGCGGGCAGGCUGAGCUGGUGUGGGACAGCCUGCAGCCCUCCGACACUGGGAAGUACUACUGUGAGGUGGAAAACAGGGCUGGGGCCGGGGCUGUGCAGCAGAGCGAUGCUGUUGAGCUCACAGUGACAGGUCUGACCGCAACGAAGCCGCGCUCCGAGGGGGGUUCGGAGGAGCCUCCCGUUGCCACGGGUCUCCCCGCGGCCCGGUACGCGCUGCCGGCCGCGCUGGCCGUGACGCUGGGCGUAGCCGCGCUUGGAGCGCUCCUGACCGCACCUCGGUGCCGGCGGCGGAAUGCGGAGGAACUUCUCUAUGAAGUUGCUUUCCACAGCACUGCAGAUGUCACCAGACUGGAGACUGAUGGGGAAGUCCCUGUUAAGUGCCCACACAAAGAUACAAAUUCUAAGACUGAAACAUCCAAUGACAUUUUCACUGUGAAAGACAGCAGCCUUGACAGCAUCCACGUGAGGAAAAAUCCUGAGUAUGAGAACCUUAUGAAUGCAAUGGAAUUGGAAUAUGAAACAGAAAGAAUUUAGCAGAGUACCAUCUUUUGCAUAUGAGUAGUUGUGCAGGCUGCAGAUAUUGAAUGGUAAACUUCACCAAAGGAAACUCAUCUUUCUGUCUACCUCCUGCUCUGACAAAUAUACCAGCCUCACUUUAACCUAGCUCACUAACUUCCUUUAACUCAGGGGAACCUUCUUGGGCUUUGGCAAAUGAGGCCUGCCCAUUGGUGCAGAAACCCUCCACCAAGUGGUUAUCUACCUAGUUCUGUAGAGCAAAUAAUUUCUCAGCAGCCUGAAGGUCCAAGGUGAGGAAGACUGGAUCUGAAGGAGUGGAAACACAAAUGUCUUUAAUCUGGUGUAGCUGAGUGCGACACUGCCAAUAACACUGGCAAGGUGUACUCUCAAGGGCAUAUUCCUUUGUUUGUACAUCCCGGAAUGUGAGGAGCCAUGGACUGUGCUGGAAAUUGUUGUCCUCUAGCUUUUACAGCUCAACAAAUAUUGGUUGUACAUCCUCUUUGUCCUUAUGUCUUUUUUGUUAGAGCAUGGCAAACAGACCUCAUAGCGUGGGCUGAUGUUCUAGGAAUGUAAUUUUCCCUAUCAAAACAGAGCUCAUUGCUUAGACGAAGAGGGAAUGGCCCUGUAAGCGAUGAGCUGCCUACCUGCCACCCUCUUUCUUUUUUUCCUGGAAAAGCAGAAUUUUUCUUGAAGGAAAUGCUAGCAUUUUAUUUUUACAAUGUGGGGCCAGAGGCAUAAUAAAAUAGAGAGAAAUUUGAGGCAUUUUGAACGAUGAUUGAGCAAGGGACCUCCCUGGACACAACAGAGUGACAGUGAUUCACCCUGUGGGACACGAGUCAGUGUGAUUACAACAGAGAUAGUCAUACUGGCCUAUGUUAUGGGGAUGCUGUAAGUGCUCGUGUUUCUAAAAUGCCUUGAAAAGUGCUUUAUUAGCAUAAUGUAUUUUCUUUCCAAGGACAAAUACAAAAGGCUUCAAAAGA
This is a messenger RNA of Pezoporus flaviventris, 2193 nucleotides long. RefSeq names its product V-set and immunoglobulin domain-containing protein 4-like. The record is from RefSeq and is a predicted model, not a curated record. Gene Ontology annotation, biological process: negative regulation of complement activation, alternative pathway; negative regulation of T cell proliferation; negative regulation of macrophage activation. Gene Ontology annotation, molecular function: complement component C3b binding. Bases 134 to 1231 code for a protein of 365 amino acids. The transcript is spliced from 7 exons. Lineage: Eukaryota; Metazoa; Chordata; Aves; Psittaciformes; Psittacidae.